AGGCUAGAUAAUUUCUUGAUAUAUUAACUACGCUAACAGCACGCCAUCUGAAACGCAGUAAAUGAUGCAUUUCUCUCGCGCUUUGGAUGUAACACUACAGUGAAUUUUUCGCCUGGGCCCGAAAGAUGAAGCUAACGCCUCGAGAACUAGAUGCAUUACUUGUACACCAAGCUGGAUAUCUGGCACAAAAAAGGUUAGCCAGAGGAUGCCAACUGAACCACCCUGAGGCAGUUGCUCUAAUAUCCUGCCAAAUCCAAGAAUUUGCUAGAAAUGGUGACAGUGUAGCGGAAUUGAUGUGUAAAGGUCGACAGUUAUUAGGAAGGAAGCAAGUGAUGAAUGGUAUUGGUGAGAUGAUUCACGAAAUAGGGGUAGAGGCUACCUUCCCAGACGGAACAAAAUUGGUUACCCUAUCACAUCCAGUUUGCCGUGAACAUGGUAAUCUUACUUUGGCGUUGUAUGGAAGUUUUCUACCUGUUCCAGAUACAAGCAUAUUCGUUACGAAGGAAGACCUGAAUGAAGAUCCAAGAAUGAAACGCAGCCCUCCAGGCAGCAUAUACCCAAAGAAGGAUGAACCUGUUAUUUACAUCAAUAAAGGCAAAAAACGAACUGCUUUAGAAGUAGUCAGUGUAUGCGACAGACCAAUACAGAUAGGAAGUCACUACAAUUUUAUUGAAGCAAAUAAGCAUCUCGUGUUUGACAGAGCUCAAUCAUAUGGAAUGAGACUGGAUAUUCCAGCAGGAAAUGCUGUGAGGUUCGAGCCUGGAGAAGUGAGACAAGUUACACUAGUUGAAAUUGGUGGCAAUAAGAUUGUCAGAGGAGGCAAUGGUUUAUGUGACGGACUCAUCCAUAAUUGUAAUCUACGAAACGUUAUGCAAAAGAUCGCUGACCAGCAUUUUGGAAACAAAGUUCAGGAAUUCCAGUUGGCAGCAAAACCGUGCAAUAUUUCAAGGUAUAUUUACGCGAAGAACUAUGGUCCAACUGUUGGAGAUAAGGUCCGUCUGGGUGACACAAGUUUGGUGAUAGAGAUAGAAAAGGAUUUUACUGAGUAUGGAAACGAAUGUAAAUUUGGAGGCGGAAAGGUACUACGUGAUGGCUUGGGUCAAGCCGCUCAGAAGAAAAGCUGUGAUGUUUUGGAUACGGUCAUCACAAACUGCGUCACUGUAGAUGCUAUGCAGGGCAUUGUAAAAGCAGACGUCGGAAUAAAGGACGGUAAAAUAGCAGCCAUUGGAAAAGCUGGAAAUCCCGACGUCAUGGAUAGAAUUACUCCCGGAAUGAUUGUAGGAGUGGCCACAGAAGUUAUAUCUGCAGAAGGCUUAAUUCUCACAGCUGGGGGAAUUGACAGCCAUGUGCAUUAUAUAUGUCCUCAACUGGUGAAAGAUGCGAUAUCUUCUGGUCUCACGACUCUUCUUGGUGGAGGUGUUGGUCCUGCUACGGGCAGUCGCGCCACUACAUGUACACCUGGACCACAUCAUAUAAGAACUAUGAUUGAAAGUACUGAUUGCUUUCCAAUGAAUUUCGGAUUUACAGGAAAAGGGAGCACAUCCGAAAGCGAUAAUCUGUCGGCUGCUUUGGUGGAGCAAAUAGAAGCAGGAGCUAUUGGGUAAAAUCCGUUAUGAAGGCUAAAGAUUCAUGAAGACUGGGGAGCUACUCCUGCAGUUAUUGACACCGCUCUUAGAGUUGCAGAAGAGUAUGACAUUCAAGUAAAGUAUAUUCUUGCACUGACUAUGCUUUAAACGAAAUAGCUCAAGAGGUUGUUAUUUUGAAUUUUUCACUUAAAUCUUAUUAAAGUGGGUUUAGGUCUUAAAAAUAAUGCUUUAUACAAUCUAUGCAGGAAAUGUUUUAAAAUACUCAGAAAAAAUAUACAAUUCCAUUAUAAAAUAAAUAACUUGAAAGUCAAGAGCUUGAAAAAUUUAACCAUUAUAAUGUUUUAUGAAAAGAAGUUACGUCUAAAUUCGUAAAACCGUUCUUGAUCCA
This is a messenger RNA of Stegodyphus dumicola, 1974 nucleotides long. RefSeq lists its product as uncharacterized. Gene Ontology annotation, biological process: urea catabolic process. Gene Ontology annotation, molecular function: nickel cation binding; urease activity. NCBI's taxonomy places the organism in Eukaryota, Metazoa, Arthropoda, Arachnida, Araneae, Eresidae. The record is from RefSeq and is a predicted model, not a curated record. Gene Ontology annotation, cellular component: urease complex.